Plasmopara halstedii is the source of this 1434-nucleotide messenger RNA. RefSeq lists its product as hypothetical. Gene Ontology annotation, molecular function: alpha-1,3-mannosyltransferase activity. NCBI's taxonomy places the organism in Eukaryota, Oomycota, Peronosporomycetes, Peronosporales, Peronosporaceae. The record is from RefSeq and is a predicted model, not a curated record. Gene Ontology annotation, cellular component: Golgi apparatus. The transcript has a single exon. Bases 1 to 1434 code for a protein of 477 amino acids. Gene Ontology annotation, biological process: protein O-linked glycosylation.
AUGGUAGUUGCUAAACUUAGAUGCUUGGACUUUUUCAAUGUGCUCAAGUCCAAACUUUUGUUUGUGAUUGGAGCGAUACUCUUAGUGACGACCAUUUACGUCAACUUUUCUUUAGUGACUAAUGUGUCUGAUCGUCUAAGUCAUCGCUUGCGGCCCGAUCGUUCACAUCUUGAUUGGAGUCUUUACAGGGAAACGUCUGCUAAUGACUCAAUGACAACAAGUCAUCCAAAAUCAAUCUUCUACAGGCGUGGAGAGAACUUUGAUUACACAGUCAGUCGCGAACGUUCGCUUGUAGUGUGUCUUCACGACAAGAUGCUGCACAUGGGACUGUCGCUUAUUCGAGAAUUACGGUGUCUUGGAAAUCAAGAACUUAUUCAAGCUUAUCAUUGUGGGAGAAACGAGCUAUCGAAUCAAUCGGUUGAAAUUUUAUUUGGCCUGGACAACCGCGUGGAACUUGUUGAUGUGUGCUCCGAUCUUUUGUCUCGUGGUAUUUUUUCAGAAGGAAUGUCUCGAAUGUUUCAAAAUUGGUGGAUCAAACCACUAGCAUUGUACCAUACAGACGUUCGUCACGUCAUGCUCUUAGAUGUAGAUGAUAUUAUUUUACGAAAUCCAGAUGUUGUUCGCAGUCUUGAUGGAUAUUUGCGAACAGGUACUACGUUCUUCUACGACCGCGUCAGAUACGGCAAGCGCUUUUUGACAGGCACUGACAACGAUGAAAUGUACUUGCACAGACUAUUACGCCAGUUUAACUAUUCCAGAUUCAACAUUUCUGAGGGCUUCGCUCCAUCUCAACAUAUGAUUAACAGUUUUGCUUUUAGAGGUUUGACAACAUUUGAGAUGGAUUCAUCAAUGGUGUUAGUUGACAAGAAACGGGUCGGAAAGACAGUUAUGGACAUUAUAUUCUGGUUUAUAACGGAAGAGCGCUUUCGAUUUAGGUAUUCGUGGGGUGACAAGGAGACAUUCUGGUUAGCGUUUGAGUUGGCACAUGUACCAUACUCUUUUUCACCAUGGGGUGUUAGCGUGGUGAAUUCAAUGCCUAAUGAAGAUUUGGAGAACCACCCUGAUUCACUCUGCGGUACAAGCAUCUUGCAAUUCAUGCCAGUCCACAAUUCGAAGGCCGAAACUGCAGAAGUUUUGUAUGUGAAUGGCAAGGCAUUGCUUGAUCCAUAUCCUCAAGGCUUUAACGUGAAGAAAGCUCAUCAAAACGCUUUGUUUAAUCCAGUCGUCACACACAUGACGCCUCGUCAACAACGAAGGCAAAUUGACAAAUCGAUCUACCCAGUACAAAAAUUUCGCAUGGAAUGUCUUGUUGGAAUGGGAGCUACACGCUUACCAGAACAUUUUGCUCGGCAUCUAUUGCGCCGCCGAAUUCACUUUACUGGCCUUACUAUGGGUGUGCUUGGUGCGUUGCAGCAUUGUGAAAUGUUCGUAUAG